AUGUCUGUCGUCUUUUACAAGUUCAAGUCGGCAAAGGACUACGACACUUGCACAUUCGACGGGCCGCAUAUCACCGUGUUUGACCUCAAGCGGGAAAUUCUCACGGCCAAGAAGCUCGGGAAGGGAACGGAUUUCGACUUGGCGGUUUACAACGCCCAGACCAAUGAGGAGUUCAAAGACGACAUGUACCAUGUCCCGCGCAACACCUCCAUCCUCGUCUCGCGGCAACCCGCCAUCAAACCAGGCAAAGGCACCGCGCAACGCUACCUCGCCUCCGCGAUGCCGACCGCCGCCAUGACUGGCGGGUCGCGGGUCGUGUCGACGCCGAUGGGCGCGUUUUCGCAAGCGAGUGCCGCGGGGAUGGGAGUGAAGCAUCAUUCUUUGAAUAAUCGGGCGCCAACGGACCAGGCGGGGGCGGCUCGAGCGCAGGAGGCGGCCCGGGAGGAGGCGGACCAGCAGCGGACGGAAUGGCGGAUUGCGAAUAUGUUCAAGCUGCAGACGGAGCAGUGGGAUCAUGCGCAGGAUCGGAUGGCUAUGCAAAAACCCAUCUACCGCCCCUACGGCGGCACCCGGGGCAGUUGGCGUGGCCGAGGCGGUGGCGCCGCUGGAGCUGACCAGUCAUCCACCAACCCUGACUCCACAUCCUCCAACGGCCCCAACAACCACGAACACCCCCAAGGCGGGGGCGGCUGGCACCACCACCAACAAUACCCGGCCAAAGCGCCCCCACCCGGCUACAUCUGCUACCGAUGCGGCCAAAAAGGCCAUUUCAUCAAUCAAUGCCCGACGAUCGGCGACCAGACCUUUGACCGCCCGAAGUUGAGAAGGACGACGGGGAUACCGAAGAUUUUCUUGAAAGUGGUGGAUGAUAAGACGGCGGCAGGGGGUGGGGUUAUGGUUACGCAGAGUGGGGAGUUGGUUAUUGCGCAGCCUAACGAUCAAGCAUGGGCGGACGUGGCAGCCCGGAACAAGAAUUACAUCGACGCCGGCGACGUGUACGAGAUGGCGCCCGUGCCUGACGAGUUGGCGUGUCCGAUCUGCAAGAAAUUGCUUCGUGAUGCUGUGCUGAUUCCGUGUUGUGGGACGAGUUAUUGUGAUGAGUGCAUCCGCACCCACCUCCUCGACAACGAAGACCCCGCUCAACGGCUCAAAUGCCCAAACUGCCACUCCGAUCAAAGUCCGGACCACCUCAUACCCAACAAGUCCCUCCGGCAGGCCGUUGAGCUGCAUAUCAAGGAGUUUGCGUCC
Messenger RNA from Fimicolochytrium jonesii, 1248 nucleotides. RefSeq names its product DWNN domain-containing protein. Gene Ontology annotation, molecular function: zinc ion binding; nucleic acid binding; ubiquitin protein ligase activity. The annotation marks the transcript as partial. Gene Ontology annotation, cellular component: nucleus. NCBI's taxonomy places the organism in Eukaryota, Fungi, Chytridiomycota, Chytridiomycetes, Spizellomycetales, Powellomycetaceae. Gene Ontology annotation, biological process: mRNA processing; protein ubiquitination; ubiquitin-dependent protein catabolic process. The record is from RefSeq and is a predicted model, not a curated record. The transcript has 7 exons.